AUGAGCUUCGGAUUUGGUGUUGGGGAUUUUCUUGCAGUCAUAGAGAUUGCCCACAGGAUACGGAAGGAAUUCGUGGAAGCACCUGUUCAAUUCAAAGCAAUUGCCGAGGAAGUACGGAGUCUAUCGUUUGUGGUUCAAGAUGUGGAGAUUGAUUUGUCGAGCAAGAGUUUGACCGAAGAGCAACGCAUCGAACUAGAGUCAGUGGUAUUAAGUUGUCAGGCAGUAUUGUUCGAUUUGGAAAAGACGCUCGAUAGCUUCAAGGAGCUAGCGACAGCUGAUCAUACAAAGAGAAGCAUUGCGAAGCGCGCCUGGAAGCGUCUCAAUCGGAUUAACAGCAACAUUGCCCUAUUGAAUUCCAUCAAUGGCAGAGCCGUUAGAAACAAAGUGGCAAAGUUGGUUUGGCAUCAAGACGAUCAAGAGCGCCAUGAUAUUCUUACUUGGCUCUCACCCACAAAUUACGCCACCCAACAAAGUGACUACAUUAGCCGACGACAACAAGGAACCGGUCAAUGGUUGUUGGAUUCAAGUGAGUUUCGGUCUUGGACUUUGGGCCCAAAAGGCACAUUGUUCUGUCCAGGCAUCCCUGGAGCUGGAAAAACAAUCUUGGCGGCCAUCAUCGUUGAAGAACUCUAUGAAAAGUAUGAAAGCGAUCGUGACAUUGCAAUAGCUCAGAUUUAUUGCAACUUCCAACGCCAAAGUGAACAAAAUGCAGUCGCUCUGAUCGCAAAUAUCCUAAGACAGGUCGUCCAAGCGCAGGACUCCCUUCCGGGCGACAUGAAGGCACUGUACGAUCGACACAAGCCCAAAGGUACAAGGCCUGUGAUCAAUGACCUUGUGAAGGUGUUUCAGUCUAUAUGCGGGUCAAGAUAUCGGAAAGUCUAUCUUGUUAUUGAUGCUUUGGAUGAGUGUCAAGUCUCUGAUGGUUCACGAACAACACUUGUGAAACGCAUAUUAGACAUUCAGGCCAAAUGCAACUUGAAUUUACUCGUCACGUCGCGGUUCAGCCCUGACAUUACUGAACACUUCAGAUCCACGCCGAUGCUUGAAAUUCGCGCUACCAAGGCUGAUGUUGAGCGUUAUUUGCACGGGAAUCUGGCAGUUCUUCCAUCUUUUGUUUCUCGGGAUCAGAUUUUACAGGAGCAGCUAUCAUCUGGGAUUGCUGAAGCUGCCGAUGGAAUGUUUCUGCUUGCGCAACUAUUUCUCAACUCAUUCAUUGGCAAACGAUCCCCGAAGGCCAUUAAAAUCGCACUGAAGAAUUUAUCAUCGGGUGUCAACACAUACGAUUCUGCAUACAAUGAUGCUGUGGACCGAAUCAAUGGACAAGUCCCCGAUCAGACAGAAUUGGCUCUACAGGUUCUGUCGUGGGUCACUUGUGCCAAGAGACAACUCACUACAAUUGAGCUCCAGACUGCCCUUGCAGUUGAGAUUGGCGAGGAGGUCUUUGACAAAGAUAACGUCCCAGACAUAACCGACAUGGUCGCUGUCUGCGCAGGACUAGUCACAGUCGAUGAACAAAGUAAUAUCAUUCGUCUGGUUCACUAUACAGCGCAAGAGUACUUUGAGCGACACCGAAACAUCUUGUUUCCAAACGCCCAUCGCGAAAUUGGCACGACCUGCGUGGCUUAUCUAUCAAUCUUCAGCUUUGACUGUGCCGUGAACUUUACGGCCGUAUUCGGAUUUGACUCCAAGUUGAGAACUGAAAAUUUUCGAAAGAGGGAUGCGCUGUACGGGGAAAUUGACAAGGAUCCAUUCAGUGGCUAUGCGGCGGUCUUUUGGGGGCAUCACAUGCGAGAGAUGGCGGAGAUGGACCCAGCUAUCGAACAACAGACUUUGAGUCUUCUUGACGACGGAUCGAAAUUGAAUACAUGUCUUUGUAUCAUGUUCGCAAAAGACCUUGAGCUCUUGGGCAAAAAUCAGGAACUCUAUCUGCAUUGUCGCGAUGCCGUGUUGCACGAUAAUGAGAACAGUCCUUCAUCACUCCAUGUCGCAACGUGGUUUGGAUUGACCAGUUUGGUUCAACGGUUGAUCAAUCGGGGUGGUGAAAUUGACUACAUGGAUUGUUUCCUGCAAACGGCUUUAUCCCGGGCAGUGAGCAGAGGGUUUGGUGACAUAGCUUCGCUGCUAUUGCUUCACAAUGGAUCCCAACCAACUGACAGAAUCUACUUUCAAAGUGGGACUCUCCUAAGUUUGGCAGCCAGGUACGAUCAUCUUCAAAUAGCCGAUCUUAUUCUCGGUCGCGGGUGUGAUAUUAACCCCUGUGGGUCUGACAAACUUACCGCACUUCACUAUGCCUGUAUGUCUGGGUCUGAGCUCACAGCGAAGUACUUGGUGGCUCAGGGAGCCAACUUGGAGCUCAAAGAUCGCUCUGGAAGAUCGCCCCUUCAUUGUGCGACAGCAUCCGACCAUAUUUCCAUUGUCAUGAUCUUACUAGAUGCUGGUGCAGCUAUAGAUGAAACAGAUGAUGAUGGCGCCACUGCACUGUGGCAUGCAAUACAAUUAGGAUACUCUAAGAUCGGCCAAUUCCUCUGGAGCAGGGGUGCCAAUCCCAACGUCGCAGACACUUCAGGGGAUACGGCAUUGAUUCUGUCGUCAAAUUAUGGCCGAUUUGAAAUUGUUGACUUGCUCAUAAGCUGGAAAGUCGAUCUUGAAUGCGUUGAUACUUAUGGCCAAACUGCAUUGUUGGCGGCAGCAUCUGCUGGCCAUGAAGACGUUGUCCGACUUCUACAAGAGAAGGGUGCUGAUCUCCACCAUUCUGAUAACUCAGGACGAAAUGCCUUUUUUCUUGCGGUAUCCAAAGAGCACGAAGCUCUCGCAGCAGCACUUUCAUCUGAUUUCAAUCCGAAUCAGUCCGAUCGGUAUGGCCGCACGCCAUUGCAUGCUGCAGCCAUACUAGGUUAUGUCGGGGUAAUUCGCAUCUUGCUGUGCACAGAUGGGGUUGACUGCAAUGCUCGCGACAACUUUCGCCGCACUCCUCUAUACGAUGCUACGAUGCAGAGUCACCAUAAUAUUGUGGAAAUCCUUCGAGGGCACGCAGCGAUUUUAGACGGUCCGUCUGGUGUAUCCAAGCCUAUGGCAGAGCAUAGUGUCGUGUAUAGAGCCUGUGAUGUUUGCCUAUGUGAUAUCAUCCGUGGUGAGGUCUUUCACCAUUGCUUCACAUGCCACGGUGGAGACUUUGACAUCUGCGACGUGUGUCACCAGGUUGGGGCACGAUGUUUGAAUAGUGCUCACCAGCUGACUAUGCGUCCCAGCCGAAACAGAUAG
Messenger RNA from Penicillium brevicompactum, 3261 nucleotides. RefSeq lists its product as uncharacterized. The coding region runs from base 1 to 3261 and encodes 1086 amino acids. NCBI's taxonomy places the organism in Eukaryota, Fungi, Ascomycota, Eurotiomycetes, Eurotiales, Aspergillaceae. The record is from RefSeq and is a predicted model, not a curated record. Gene Ontology annotation, cellular component: ciliary inversin compartment. Gene Ontology annotation, biological process: protein localization to ciliary inversin compartment. The transcript has 4 exons. Gene Ontology annotation, molecular function: protein binding.